AUGGAUGAUAAAAUGGGUAGAGAUUUAACCGCUCCAUUUAUGGAACAUAGAGAACUUGCAAAGGAAUUAAAUCCAAGAAAAGAUUGGCUUAAAAGAAUAUUAAUAAAUAACAAUUGGUCAGAUUUAAAAUUAUUUAUAAAAGCUGGUGAUUUAAAUAAAAAAAUUGGUAGUUCGUGUACCAAUUGUGAAAGAAGUGUUAAAAGCAUAUAUUAUUUAAGUACAGAUAAAAUAUUUUGUGAUAUUUGUGAAGAAAUAUAUUGCUCAUAUUGUACAAAAGAUAUAGAUGUUAUGAAAGAUAAUCAAUCAAAAUAUAUAAAAUUGAAAUUAUGUAGAGAUUGUUUUAUAUAUAUUAAUGAAUUAAAAUGUAUUAUUCAUCCAAAUUUAACAAUUGAUAAGCAUGCAAUUGAACUUGUAAAUAGUUUUAAUGAAAUUUCUAACAGAUAUACUAUUACAUGUAGUAAUAUAUCACAAUUAAAUGGACUAAUUUUAUUAUGCCAAAAUAAUAUGGAAUUUUUGGAUAAUUUUAAACCUGAAAUAGACCAACUUCGAGGGGUUAUACAAAACGAUCUUAAAUUUUUGACUGUUAUGAAAAAAAGUAAAACUGGAGUAAAUAAUAAUUUUAUACUUAAUAAAAUGGAGAAAAAUUUAUCUCAAUAUUUGAAAAUUAUUAAAAAUAAAAUUACCCCUGUAGCCUUUGAUGCUCUAAAUAGUACACAAGAAUUACUUUCCAAAAAAUAA
Messenger RNA from Plasmodium vinckei vinckei, 738 nucleotides. RefSeq names its product zinc finger protein, putative. The record is from RefSeq and is a predicted model, not a curated record. Bases 1 to 738 code for a protein of 245 amino acids. Lineage: Eukaryota; Apicomplexa; Aconoidasida; Haemosporida; Plasmodiidae. The transcript has a single exon.